Molecule: messenger RNA, 1672 nt
Organism: Heterocephalus glaber (naked mole-rat)
Lineage: Eukaryota; Metazoa; Chordata; Mammalia; Rodentia; Bathyergidae
Source: RefSeq, a predicted model, not a curated record
ACUGCUGUCACCUCUGGGCGUCGCCGUCGCCCCUGGCAACGCACCGGAAGUCGGGGGCUGGUCCUUUAAGCGGAGCCGCUGCGCCUGCGUCUUGGUUCGGCGCGCCCGCCCACGGCGCCGACGAAGAGAACAUGGCACAGGCGGCCCGGCUGGCACGGACCCUGUGGCCCGGCAGGUGUGCGCUCGCCGACACGCUGGGUGGCCGCCCCUGGCCACCGCUGCUCACGCAGAGCCGGGCUGGCUUCUCUCGGGCAGCGGGUGGCCGCCGGGGGCGCCCGCAGCUGCUGGGGGCGGCGGCGCUGGCCGUGGGGGGCGCCUUGGGACUGUACCACACCGUGCGGUGGCACCUGCGCGCCCAGGACCUCCGCGCCGAGCGCCCAGCUGCGCAGCUCUCCCUGUCCAGCCACCUGCAGCUGACCCUGUACCAGUACAAGACAUGUCCCUUCUGCAGCAAGGUGCGUGCCUUCCUGGACUUCCACGCCCUGCCCUACCAGGUGGUGGAGGUGAACCCCGUGCGCAGGGCCGAGAUCAAGUUCUCCUCCUACAGGAAGGUGCCCAUCCUGGUGGCCCAGGAAGGAGACAGCUCGCAACAACUGAACGACUCCUCUGUCAUCAUCAGUGCCCUGAAGACCCACCUGGUAUCCGGGCAGCCCCUGGACGAGGUCAUCACCUACUACCCGCCCAUGAAGGCCCUGAAUGACCAGGGCAAGGAGGUGACCGAGUUCUGUAACAAGUACUGGCUCAUGCUGGACGAGCAGGAGGCCCAGCACAUGUAUGGCGGCAAGGAGGCCAGGACGGAGGAGAUGAGGUGGCGUCAGUGGGCAGACGACUGGCUGGUGCACCUCGUCUCGCCCAACGUGUACCGCACACCGGCUGAGGCCCUGGCCUCCUUCGACUACAUCGUCCGCGAGGGCAAGUUCGGGGCCCUGGAGGGUGCCAUGGCUAAGUACGUGGGCGCGGUGGCCAUGUACCUCAUCAGCAAGCGCCUCAAGAGCAGGUGCUCUCUGGGGUCUCCCGGGGGCCACCCUGCCCACCAGCCUGAUGGGCUCCCCUCCCCGCCCAGGCAUCACCUCCGGGAUGAUGUGCGUGAGGACCUCUACGAGGCCGCCAACAAGUGGGUGGCAGCCGUGGGCAAAGACCGGCCCUUCAUGGGAGGCCAGAAGCCGAACCUCGCUGACCUGGCGGUGUACGGCGUGCUGCGCGUCAUGGAGGGUCUGGAGGCCUUCAAUGACAUGAUGCAACACACGCACAUCGGGCCCUGGUACCUGCGGGUGGAGAAGGCCAUCGCUGAGGCCCCUGCAGCACACUGAACACCCCCACCUGGUGGGGAUCAGGCAGCGGAAGACUGCUGGGGACCUGGGCCCCGGGGCCAGUCCCUGGCGACACCGUGUAUCGGGGCGUGGGGUACGGGGUCAUUCUACUUCCUGUCCCCCCCCCCAGCUCCGCAGCUUCUGACACUGAAGCUGCCAGGGCCCUGGAUGCUGGGGACCAGGCCCGGGCUCUGUUUCCUCUCAGAACCACUAGGAGGGUCACGGGUCACCACAAGGACUGCCUCCUGUCCCGCCCCGGUGCUGUCCCAGGCUGGGCCUCCCAGUUCUGCAGGCCCUCUUCCCAGCCACCCCGGAACCUGGGAUGCUGUCGUGCUGCAAUAAAGAGGUUUCCUGCUCCCCUG